AGGAAGCCGAUUUCAGCCUCGUCCAGAACUUACUGUCUGCAGCCUCCUCCUUCCUUCUGCCUGUCUGUCUCUGAAGAAAGCAGAGGAGUGUCUGGAAGAGUGAAUUUAGCAGUCAGAGUAGUGAUGAGGAGUGGCUGUUUACUCCCCGGCGUUAAGAUGUGGAUGCUGUGCGCAUCUCUGGUGGUCCUGCACUUUGUGGCCUCUGCUGAUGGGAGCUCGAAAGCUGUGACCACAACGCUGACCACCAAAUGGCCCUCCACACCUCUGCUGCUGGAAGCAAGUGAAUUCCUCGCUGAGGAGAGCCAAGAUAAGUUCUGGGACUUUGUGGAGGCUAACCAGGACAUUACAAACGAGCAUGAUGGCACUGACUUGUCCUACUAUGAGCUGAUCCUGAAGAGAGCAGGCCAGCUCCUGAGUCCUCUGCAGCUGAAGAUGCUCAAAUUCGCCCUAUCGCUGCGCUCCUACUCAUCCACCGUCCACUCUUUCCAGCAGAUUGCAUCCAAUGAGCCUCCUCCGCCAGGCUGCCAGGCUUUCUUCAGUGUUCAUGGGGAAAAAUCGUGUGACCCAAAUAGACUGAAGACCAUGAUCGACACAGCUUCAGAGCGGCCAAAACCGUUCCUGUUCAAAGGCGAUCACAGGUUUCCUUCAGCCAAUACAGCAGCCCCUGUUGUUAUUCUGUAUGCUGAGAUGGGCACCAAAGAGUUUGCUAACUUCCAUCAACAUAUGCUCUCCAGAGCAAACAAAGGGCUGAUUAACUAUGUCCUGCGCCAUUACCUUCCAAGUCCUAGUAACAACAAAGUGUUCCUGUCUGGCUACGGGGUCGAGCUGGCCAUCAAAAAUCAGGAGUACAAAGCCAAAGAUGACACACAAGUUCAAGGUGCUGAUGUCAACGCUACCGUGAUCGGUGAGAACGAUCCAGUGGAUGAAGUCCAAGGUUUCCUAUUUGGGAAGCUCAAAACCAUCUACCCUGAGCUGAAGGAACAGCUGAAGGAGCUGCGCAAGCACCUAGUCGAAAGCACCAAUGAGAUGGCCCCGCUCAAAGUCUGGCAGAUGCAAGAUCUGAGCUUCCAGACAGCAGCCCGUAUCCUGGCAGCUCCCUCUGUAGAUACCCUUAAUGUUAUGAGGGAUUUGAGCCAGAACUUUCCCACCAAGGCCAGGUCCAUAACCAAAACGGUGGUGAACUCCGAGGUCCGUAAGGAGAUUGAAGAGAACCAGAAGUAUUUUAAGGGGUCAUUGGGCCUGCAGCCGGGAGACUCUGCUCUCUUCAUUAACGGACUCCACAUUGACCUGGAUGUGCAGGACAUCUUUAGUGUGUUUGACGUGCUGAGGAACGAGGCACGUGUCAUGGAGGGCUUGCGCAGCCUGCUCAUCGACUCGCCCUUCAUCCACGACAUCCUCAAGCUCAACGUGCAACCAGCCGACUCGGACUACGCCGUAGACAUCCGCAACCCCUCCAUCUACUGGAUAAAUAAUCUGGAGACAGAUGGCAGGUACGUCUCCUGGCCCUCCAACGUGCAGGAACUGUUGCGGCCCACCUUCCCAGGGGUCAUCAGACAGAUCCGCAAGAACUUCCACAACCUGGUACUCGUCUUGGACCCCACUCAUGAGAACACAGCAGAGCUGCUGAGCGUGGCAGAAAUGUUCUACAGCAACAACAUCCCUCUCAGGAUUGGGCUGGUGUUUGUUGUGAAUGAUGCAGAUGACGUUGAUGGCAUGCAGGACGCUGGAGUGGCGAUGCUGCGAGCUUUCAACUACAUCGCCGACGAGGUGGACAACCAGAUGGCCUUUGACGCCAUCCUAUCUAUGCUGAACCGAGUGCCCAGUGGAGGAAAGCUGAAAGUGGAGCAUGUAGUGGGGGUUUUGGAGAAGCGUUAUCCCUACGUGGAGGUCAGCAGUAUCCUGGGAGCGGACUCGGCCUAUGACAGCAACCGCAAGGAAGGGAAGGCGUACUAUGAGCAGACUGGAGUGGGGCCGCUGCCUGUGGUGAUGUAUAACGGCAUGCCUCUGCAGCGCGAGCAGCUCGACCCCGAUGAACUAGAGACCACUGUCAUGCACAAGAUCCUGGAGACCACCAGCUUCUUCCAGCGUGCAGUUUACUUGGGAGAGCUGGCAACCGACCACGACGUGUUGGACUUCAUCAUGAAUCAGCCCAACGUGGUGCCGCGGAUCAACUCCAGGAUCCUGACCACAACCAGGACCUACCUGGACUUGUCCAGCACCAAUAACCAUUUCAUUGAUGAAUACUCCCGCUUUCUCUUCCUGGACACCAAAGAGAAGAACACAGCUGUGGCUAACAGCAUGAACUACAUGACAAAGAAAGAUGAUGGCGUGAUUCGUCCUGUGACGUUCUGGGUUGUAGGAGACUUUGACCACCCCUCGGGCCGACAACUGCUGUACGAUGCCAUCAGACACAUGAAAACCAGUAAUAAUGUGCGCUUGGCGAUGAUCAAUAACCCGACUGAGAGCCCCUCCAGUGCAACCACCCUGAUUGCCCGGGCCAUCUGGGCAGCCAUGCAGACGCAAACAGCCAACAAUGCCAAGAACUUCAUCACGAAGCUGGCCAAGGAGGAGACGGCCCAGGCACUUUACGCUGGGACCAACAUCGCUGACUUUGCUGUUGGGGGCAUGGAUGUACCUUUGUUUAAGAGUGCUUACGAGUCGCCUAAAAUGGACUUCCUUUUGGCUCACGCUGCUUAUUGCCGGGACGUCCUGAAGCUGCGCAAAGGCCAGAGGGCUGUCAUCAGUAAUGGACGGAUCAUUGGUCCAUUGGAGGAUGGGGAGGUCUUUAACCAGGACGAUUUCCUGCUUCUCGAGAGCAUUAUUCUGAAGACCUCUGGAGAAAGAAUCAAAAACAAAGUGCAGCAGCUGGGUGUGGAGGAGGACAGAGCCAGUGAUUUGGUCAUGAAGGUGGACGCGCUGCUGUCCUCGCAGCCCAAAGGCGAGGCUCGGAUUGAGUACGGCUUCAUGGCGGACAGAUACAGUGCCGUGAAGAUCCGUCCGAAGGAGGAGGAGGUGUAUUUUGACGUGGUGGCCGUGGUGGAUCCCGUGACCAGAGAUGCGCAGAAACUGGCUCCUUUACUCUUGGUCCUGAAGCAGCUGGUCAACGUCAACCUGCGAGUCUUCAUGAACUGCCAGUCCAAGCUCUCUGACAUGCCGCUGAAAAGCUUCUACCGGUACGUGCUGGAGCCAGAGGUGUCCUUCAUGGCCGAUAACAGCUUUGCUCCAGGCCCGAUGGCCAAGUUCUUGGACAUGCCACAGUCUCCUCUCUUCACCUUGAACCUGAACACCCCCGAGAGCUGGAUGGUAGAGUCUGUUCACACACGUUACGACCUGGACAACAUCUACCUAGAGGAGGUGGACAGCGUUGUGCCUGCUGAGUACGAGUUGGAGUAUCUCCUGCUGGAGGGUCACUGCUUUGAUGUGAGCACAGGUCAGCCACCUCGCGGCCUGCAGUUCACUCUGGGCACAGCUUCUGAACCCGUUAUAGUGGACACCAUCGUCAUGGCCAACCUGGGCUACUUCCAGCUGAAGGCCAACCCAGGAGCUUGGAUUCUCCGCCUGAGGAAAGGACGAUCAGAUGACAUUUACAAGAUCUACAGUCAUGAUGGUACAGACUCUCCGGCAGAGGCAGAGGACUUGAUAGUUGUGCUGAAUAACUUCAAGAGCAAGAUUAUUAAAGUGAAGGUGCAGAAAAAGCCAGACAUGAUGAACGAGGAGCUGCUCAGUGACGGCACUGAUGAGAACGACUCAGGAUUCUGGCAGUCUCUAACCAGGGGAUUCACUGGGGGUUCCAAAGUGGAGGAGACCAAGCAGGAAAAAGAUGACGUCAUCAACAUUUUCUCAGUGGCCUCUGGUCACCUGUACGAGAGGUUCCUGAGGAUAAUGAUGCUGUCUGUACUGAAACAUACCAAGACGCCGGUCAAGUUCUGGUUUCUGAAGAACUACCUGUCGCCAACCUUUAAGGAAUGGAUCCCGUACAUGGCUAAAGAAUAUGGUUUCCAGUAUGAGUUGGUUCAGUACAAGUGGCCUCGCUGGCUGCAUCAGCAGACCGAGAAGCAGAGGAUUAUCUGGGGUUACAAAAUCCUCUUCUUGGACGUGCUCUUCCCACUGGCCGUCGACAAGAUCAUCUUUGUGGAUGCUGAUCAGAUAGUGCGCACAGACCUGAAGGAGCUGAGGGACUUUGACCUGGAGGGGGCACCGUACGGCUACACUCCAUUCUGCGAAAGCCGGAGGGAGAUGGACGGAUACCGCUUCUGGAAGUCGGGCUACUGGGCGAGUCACCUGGCCGGCCGCAAAUACCACAUCAGUGCUCUGUACGUGGUGGAUCUGAAGAAGUUCAGGAAGAUCGCUGCAGGGGACAGACUGAGAGGACAGUACCAGGGUCUGAGCCAGGACCCCAACAGCUUGUCCAACCUGGAUCAGGAUCUCCCAAACAACAUGAUCCAUCAGGUGCCCAUCAAGUCCCUGCCGCAGGAGUGGCUGUGGUGCGAGACCUGGUGUGAUGAUGCCUCUAAAAAGAGUGCCAAGACUAUUGAUCUGUGCAAUAACCCCCAAACGAAAGAACCCAAGCUGCAGGCUGCUGUGCGGAUCGUGGCAGAAUGGACCAACUAUGACCAGGAGGUCAAGAGGAUCUACAAUAAGUUCCUGGAGAGGGAAAAGGGUGGUCCUUCAGGAAGUAACAAGACACACAAAGAGAAAACACAGAAAGAUGGCCAGAAGCACACAGAGCUGUAGGCGGACACCCUUCAGCAGAAGAACGGCUGACUCUGUUUAAAGAGUCUUUUUUUUUUUUCUUUCUUUUUUUUUUCUUUUUUAAACCAAGCCUAUUCUCCUGGAGCGGGGUCCUCGUCGGCGCUGUGAAACUUGAAUGGAAAUAAUGCAACCUCUAUUGCUUGUAUUUGAAUGAUUGGGGUGUAGGGCAGGGCGACAAGGGUUUUGGGGCAGAGAGGGGUAUAUACAGUACAGACACGUUAAUUAUGUUAAUCAUGGCAUAGUCACUGCUGGGCUGUUCAUGCCUAAAACUGAAUAUGCCUUUCUUCUUUAUGAGUCCCUCCAAACCGUGUCCAAGUGUGCAUAUGCGUGUGUGCGAGGAGAGAAAAGGCCAGUGAAAAUGAGCGUGAUUGUGUGAAUGUGCAUCCCCAAAUCAUCCAACAGAGCAGUGCUGCUUAUCCUCAGUGAUUGCAUUUUAAAAGCAGCACUAUGAUUAUUGCUUUAAUGCCGUUUUGUUAAAGGAAUGCUUUGGCAAAAAAAAAAAAAAAUCAGAUGUACACAAUUUUCCACUUAUUGCAAAUGCAGACGAUCAUUCAGGAAAUGUUUGGUGGCCAAAUUUUGCUUCUUUCAUUCAGAGAUAAAGAUGCAAGGCUAACAAACACUAGAAGUCAAUAGUCACCCAAAUCUUUCAUCCUGAAAAUUCAAACCACAUCAAGAAGCCUGUGCAACCUUAAAAAAGGCCUGUAUGCGCUUUGAGUGUUUUAGGAAUGAAAUUUCAAAGUAGGUUUGGGUGAACAUUGACCAAUAAACCAUUGUAGCUAAAGCUUGUAGCUCCAAUUUAAAACGAACGUUUGGCUGUUUGACUUCUGAAGUGCGCGUAACAUUGUGUACAUUAGAUGUUUUGCCAAAGCCUUUGUUUAAAAGUGAGAUUGUCGCAUGCUGUCGGUGAGAAAGUCGCAAAGAAAUCACGUUGAAACUCAGUCCUGCUUGAGUGGCGAUCGCCUGUGUGUGUUUUGUUUCUUAUCUCCAACAUGAACGUGUAAUUUAUUGGAUUUCUGUGCUCAUAGAAAAGUUCUUGGGCUGCUUUCAUAGGCUGAAUUUGUUCAUGGAGUUUUCUGUACCCAAAGAUGAACUUUCUCUACUUUUGGUCCCUUAAUUUACCAAAAAGAGUCUCUGCCAUUAGGAACAUUCAAAUGAAAGUGAAUAAAAGAUGUACCGCAGUUUAUUUCCUCUCACUAUUUUUGGUCUAAUUGGUUGUCUUAUCGAGCUUAGUGCAGCGUUGUUGUGGCCCUACGUUUGAGAAUAGUUUCAGUUGUGACCGCAUGGCUCUGACCACUAGAACGCUUGAGCUCUAAACAAGCCGCUGGUUCCCAACAGGAAGCACAAACGUGGCGGAACCGAACUUUUCCAGCGGUUGCGUUUCGUGCCUUUCGCUCGGCCACGUCUCCGAGGCACGCCUGAGGCCGCCUCGUCUUCUCUGCAUCUACUGUACUGUUUUACGCCCAAUCAGGGAAGGGCGAGGACAGAUUCAGUCAAUUUGAUAAUUUUGUUUUGGGGUUGAUGUGAUUAAUUGUGGGGUAAUGGCUAUUUUUUAAUAAAAGUAAAGUACCAAAUCCA
Pygocentrus nattereri (red-bellied piranha) is the source of this 6327-nucleotide messenger RNA. RefSeq names its product UDP-glucose glycoprotein glucosyltransferase 1 (gene uggt1). Gene Ontology annotation, molecular function: UDP-glucose:glycoprotein glucosyltransferase activity. The record is from RefSeq and is a predicted model, not a curated record. Lineage: Eukaryota; Metazoa; Chordata; Actinopteri; Characiformes; Serrasalmidae. Bases 124 to 4734 code for a protein of 1536 amino acids. Gene Ontology annotation, cellular component: endoplasmic reticulum. The transcript has 40 exons.